ACGGAUCCCGGGCUGCCUUUUGGGGUAGACUUGACUGCGUGGUUAGAGUUGUAUGCUUGACCCGUGUCCGCCACCGCGGAUGGCGAGGGAUCUGAUCGGGCCGGCGCUGCCGCCCGGCUUCAAGGCCCGCGGGACAGCAGAGGACGAGGAGCGAGACCCCAGCCCUGUUGCAGGACCAGCUCUGCCCCCUAAUUAUAAAAGCAGUAGCUCAGAGUCCUCAGACAGCGAUGAGGACAGUAGUUCAUUAUACGAAGAAGAAAAUCAAGAAUCUGAAGAAGAUGACACCGGACCAGCAGCAAGAAAACAGAGGAGAAAUCAAGAUGAUGACGAUGAUGAUGAAGGGUUUUUUGGACCAGCUCUUCCUCCUGGAUUUAAAAAGCAGGAUGAUUCUCCUCCAAGGCCUAUAAUAGGUCCUGCACUACCACCUGGUUUUAUUAAAUCUACACAGAAAAGUGACAAAGGCAGAGAUGAUCCAGGACCACAAGUAUCAUCAUAUUUCAACUCUGAGAAGGAAACCAACAGCAGUGAAGAUGAGGACAUUGUUGGACCAAUGCCUGCAAAAGGACCAGUUAACUAUAGCGUCACAACAGAGUUUGAAAAAAGGGCCCAGCGAAUGAAAGAAAAACUGACCAAAGGAGACAAUGAUUCAUCUAAACCAAUGACAAGAGAAUCAUGGAUGACUGAGCUUCCUCCAGAAAUGAAAGACUUUGGUCUUGGGCCCAGAACUUUUAAGAGAAGAGCCGAUGACAGAUCUGGAGAUCGAUCAGUCUGGACAGACACCCCAGCGGACAGGGAGAGGCAAGCCAAGGAAACACAAGAAGCAAGAAAGUCAUUCAAUAAGAAGGAUGAAGAACAUAUAUUGUCAGGAAGGGAAAAGAGAUUGGCUGAGCAGGUAUCCUCAUACAAUGAAUCAAAAAGAUCAGAAUCUCUUAUGGACAUUCAUCAUAAAAAAUUAAAGAAUAAGGCUGCUGAAGAGAAAAAUAAGCCCCAAGAAAGAAUACCAUUUGACCGUGAUAAAGAUCUCAAGGUUAAUCGGUUUGACGAAGCUCAGAAAAAAGCUCUGAUAAAGAAAUCUAGAGAACUAAACACCAGAUUUUCCCAUGGCAAAGGCAGUAUGUUUUUAUAAGGGGAUUUCCCUGUGCAAUGAAGAAAAGUUGAAGAAUACUCUUUUAUCUAUCUACCUUUAUCCCUUUGUUUUGAAUUCCUUAAGAUUAGAGGUGACUUUAGUCUUAAAAACUUACCUUGUGCUGUACGUCCUAUAAGUCCUGUGGGAACCUAAAGUCAGUAUUUCUUAUGUGGAAUAGAGUUUUAUGUGUCUUUGGCUUCUGAGGAAGUGUGGGCUUUUCUUCAAAUAAUUAUUUUGAGGACCCAUCUAUUCUUUAAUUUCUGUGGUGUCUCACAAGUAUCCUAUAAGAUCUGGUCAGGACUAUCCACUGAAUCUCCACCAGAGCUUAGACUUCCUCAUCAAAUAUUACUCACCUGCCCUGGAGUAAGUGUGUCGGGUCCUUGUAGUCAGUCCAUGAAUUUGAAAUUGUUUGGGUUUUCCCUCUGAACUACAGCCUGUGAAUACACAUUUACAAAUAGAGGACUCGGAGGUUUCAUCUGUUUUGUUCACAUUUUGCUUGUUUGGGCAAUCAGGGCUUUUUAUUUGUUGCUUGGGCUUUUGUUUU
Messenger RNA from Callorhinus ursinus (northern fur seal), 1670 nucleotides. It is a transcript of the gene GPALPP1, whose product is annotated as GPALPP motifs containing 1. The record is from RefSeq and is a predicted model, not a curated record. Lineage: Eukaryota; Metazoa; Chordata; Mammalia; Carnivora; Otariidae.